CAUUCGCAGCUAUGCUAUGCCCCAGAACUGGAACUCUUGACUUCACACAAAAUGUCCUUGCGCCGGCAGACCACUCGCCAUGAUUUCCAGGCCCAGUCGUCUAUCAGGGACCGGAGGAAGCACGCCGAGCAUGCGAAGGGUGUCAGUCUUCAAUCCCUCUUCAUCGGCAUUGCAAUUCAGGAAGGCGCGCGCGGCUCGCUAGAUGUCGGCUUCGCAGCCCAUGACGGGACCUACUCGAUUGACUUCGCAGUCGUAAACCUAUCAAUAGCAGCAGCCCAGUCCGAAUUGGCCGAAUCCGAUCCACUUGCUUCUCUUGGGUCAGGAAUAUCUUAUUCCGUCGAUAGGCCCGGCAGUUCCACUCCUGUUAUAAAAGACGAUAUGCCUGCGUCCUUGGUUGACUUCUUCGUCGAAAAGAUUAGGGAGUAUCAGAGGAAACACUUUUACAAGUUUACUGGUGCUGGCAUUAAUACGAAUGCAUUGAGGCACAGCCCCGAACUUGCCGCGCGAUUAUGGCAGGAACUCGACAUUGUCACCUUGGUGAUACCCGAAGAUCCAUCACUGGACCCAAUGUUCGCCGACAGCAGUAAUCAUAAUGUGCGAGUUGACGAAGAAUCGGAUACAAUGACAAGAAAGGCUUUAUUACACUUUGGCCCCACGAAUCAGCUCCGCUUGGGUAUUGGCUACCGGAACAAAGUCGCGGUUGACUGCAAUGGACAUGCUCACCUGGCUCUAUUUGAUGACUACAAGGAGACAGUCAAUGCAGAGACAACAUGGAUGGCGACACUCAAGUAUGCCGAAGCCCUCAAAAAAGACAAGGUUCAGAUUGCCUUCUUCAACAGCACUCCUCAAGGCGGUGGUGUAGCAUUGAUGCGACAUGCCCUAAUCCGCUUUCUCCGUCUAGUUGGCGUGGAUGCUUCAUGGUACGUGCCAAAACCCUCGCCAGAGGUCUUCCGGAUUACGAAGAACAACCACAAUAUUCUGCAAGGCGUCGCCAAUCCGGACGUCCGUCUCACUAAAGAGCAGGUUGUCAUGCUCGACAAUUGGUGCCAACAAAACGCAGAUCGUUUCUGGACACUCAGAAAUGGCGCUCUUGCACCUCGCUCAGAAGGUGGCGCCGACGUUAUUAUCAUCGACGAUCCCCAAAUGCCCAGGCUUAUCAAAAUAGCAAAGGAACUGGAUCCAGAUCGUCCUGUGAUUUUCCGUUCGCAUAUUCAGAUUCGUGCCGACCUGGCAGACCAGGAGGGUAGCCCAACAUCCGAGGUGUGGAAUUGGGCUUGGGAAAACAUUAAACAAGCAGAUAUAUUCAUCAGCCACCCUGUUCGCGAGUUCGUACCCAAGACAGUGAUACCCAGCAAAGUCGGCUACAUGCCCGCAACUACAGACUGGCUCGAUGGGCUAAACAAGCCCCUCAGCGACUGGGAUGCGCAAUACUACAUACACGAAUUCGAGGGUGAGUGCUUCAAACAGUGUAUGAAUCAGCUCCAGUACCCCGCCCGCGAGUAUAUCGUCCAAAUCGCGCGUUUCGACCCCGCAAAGGGCAUCCCAGACGUACUAGCAUCAUAUGCAGAGUUUCGCCGCGAAUACAUGAAAGACAAGCCUAUUGAGCAGAUCCCACAGCUCGUUAUUGCCGGCCACGGCGCUAUCGACGACCCCGAUGCUACAUACAUUUACGAUCAGACGCUUGAUCUACUCGACACAAAGUAUCCCGACGUUAGGGACGACGUUGUAGUUAUGCGUCUAGGUCCUAUAGAUCAAUUGCUCAACGCACUUAUGUCCGUAGCCCACGUUGCGCUACAGCUCUCAACCCGCGAAGGCUUCGAAGUUAAGGUCAGUGAGGCGCUGCAUAAAGGGGUACCUAUUAUCGCUACGCGCGCUGGCGGCAUCCCGCUGCAAAUCGAGCACGAGAAAUCAGGUUUCCUAGUCGAGCCCGGCGACUACAAGACCGUAGCCAAAUAUUUGCACGACUUGUUUACAGAUAAGACGCUGUAUAAUAAGAUGAGUCUCUACGCGGCGACGCAUGUUAGCGACGAGGUGAGCACAGUAGGGAACGCCCUUAGUUGGUUGUAUUUGGCGCAAAGCUUGACGAGCGGGGAAGAUGUGCGGCCGAACAGUAGGUGGAUCAAUGACAUGGCGAGGGAAAAGGUAGGGUUAGGGUAUAGGAAAGGGGAAACGAGGUUGCCGAGGGAGGGAAGUCUUGACUUGUCGCAUGAUAAGACGAGGGGAGAUAGGGAGUUGGAAUAAUGGGGUUGAACGAUGGCCGAUGGACGGUUGGCCUAAUGUGUAUGAAUGCGAGGUUGUUUAUACCGGUCAUCGUGUCAGGAUAGUCGGCUCCGAGCCGAUUCUGAAAAGUCUCCAUGACUUGCACAAACAGCGCUUCGGCAUCCUUCCACCGGCCUUGGUUGCAGUUCUUCGACGCUAGGUUGGCCAUUCUGGUCAGCGUGUCGGGGUCGGCCGCUCCGAGCUUCGUCUUGAUGUCUCGUGUAUUAAUCUUGUGACAUGUGCAAACAUAGAUGUUGGUGGCAGCUGCUGUAUUUAACACGCUUAGCUAUCCGUUCUGCAGCUUUAGCCGUAAGCGUCAAUAACGCAG
Molecule: messenger RNA, 2587 nt
Organism: Westerdykella ornata
Lineage: Eukaryota; Fungi; Ascomycota; Dothideomycetes; Pleosporales; Sporormiaceae
Product: trehalose synthase (Ccg-9)
Exons: 5
Coding region: 52-2241 (729 amino acids)
Molecular function (GO): glycosyltransferase activity
Source: RefSeq, a predicted model, not a curated record